Telopea speciosissima is the source of this 1673-nucleotide messenger RNA. RefSeq names its product malonyl-CoA decarboxylase, mitochondrial. Gene Ontology annotation, biological process: positive regulation of fatty acid oxidation; acetyl-CoA biosynthetic process; malonyl-CoA catabolic process. The transcript is spliced from 16 exons. The record is from RefSeq and is a predicted model, not a curated record. Gene Ontology annotation, cellular component: mitochondrial matrix; peroxisomal matrix. Gene Ontology annotation, molecular function: malonyl-CoA decarboxylase activity. Bases 24 to 1664 code for a protein of 546 amino acids. Lineage: Eukaryota; Viridiplantae; Streptophyta; Magnoliopsida; Proteales; Proteaceae.
UAACAAGAACAUUGUGAAAGAGGAUGAACAGAAACAGAAAAGGAUUGGCGAUUUUGAUGAGAACGAGAAUGAAACCUGUCGACCCAAACAAGUUUUCCAUCCUUCCUAACGAAAAUGGUCGGAUCAAAUCAGAGUCAGGAAGUGAGCACGAUCAAUCCGAUGAACAUGAAAUGCGAACAGCUCGAGAAGAGCAAGAAAGAACAUCGUUUCAGACUGAGAGAGAAUUGAAGCUGGUACAAGAGUCUAUGCAUUCAGCCAUUUCUAUGAACAAAACGGAAGUUUUAGAUGGGGUUAUGAGCGAUUUCUCAGAGGGUUACUUUAUUCUCUCGCACGAUAAUCGCCGGAAACUACUUCUUGUACUCGCCAGAGAAUAUGAUGUCAAUAGGACACAAGUUCGUGAACUCAUAGGGAAAUAUCUUGGUCUUGAGCUUCCAGAUGUUGACAAAGCUAAAUCAUCUGACAUUGACGAAGAAGGCUUGCUUUCUGCUCUGUAUAGAACUGAGAGAAAUCUGAGACACGCUCUCCAGCCAAUGUACGAAGUUCUCUUCGAACGGCUCAACACCCACCCUGGAGGUUUGAAGUUCCUGACUCUUCUUCGGGCCGACCUUCUCGCAAUGAUUGCGAAAGAAAAUAAUGCCUCUUUGCGGGCACUAGAUUCCUAUUUAAAAGAAAAGUUGAUUACAUGGCUUAGUCCUGCUGCAUUAGAGCUGCACCGUAUUACAUGGGAUGAUCCAGCAUCUUUGCUGGAGAAGAUUGUCGCAUAUGAGGCUGUUCAUCCAAUCAGUAAUCUUAUCGAUCUGAAAAGAAGGCUGGGUGUCGGUCGUCGUUGCUUUGGAUAUCUACAUCCUGCAAUACCUGGUGAACCCCUUGUUUUUAUCGAAGUUGCUCUUCUGAAGGAUGUGGCUCAGAAAGUACAGGACGUUUUGUGUAAUGAUCCUCUCACACCUGAAUUUGAAGCGAAGUGUGCAUUGUUUUACUCUAUAUCAUCAACACAGCCAGGCUUAUCGGGAAUCAACCUUGGAAAGUUUCUUAUUAAACGAGUUGUUGAACUGCUGAAAAGAGACAUGCCAUAUAUUUCGACAUUUGCAACACUUAGCCCUGUGCCAGGAUUUAUGUCAUGGCUCCUUUCCAAGUUGGCAUAUCAAUCAAAGCUUGCUGACGCAGAUACAGGAGAUGUAACACAUUCAUCACCGGGGGGAUCGGUUUCUACUUUCAGUGAGAACAUACUUAUGCCAGAUGAAGAAAGAAAGCUGUUAGAAUUGGGGGAAUUUGGUGAUGGGAAAAAUGGCAUGGAAGUGAUGUUGAACUUGCUGACUUCAACAAAACAUGAGUGGGUAAACUCUGAUACAUUAUCGUCAGUGUUACAAGCCCCUCUCAUGCGAUUGUGUGCCAGGUACCUUUUUCAAGAGAAAAAGAGAGGUAAAGCUCUAGAUUCUGUUGCAAACUUCCACUUGCAGAAUGGAGCGAUGAUUGAGAGGCUGAAUUGGAUGGCUGAUCGAUCAGAAAAAGGCCUUCGCCAAAGUGGAGGUAUCAUGGUAAACUAUGUCUAUAGGCUGGACAAAAUUGAGGAGAAUGCUCAGUCAUAUUUUAGCACAGGGCAUAUCCAGGCUUCUUCCGAAUUUCGUUGCCGUCUCGAGCUGAACGAGGAACAAGAAGCGCAUUAAGAACAAACA